Messenger RNA from Indicator indicator, 3354 nucleotides. It is a transcript of the gene TMC3, whose product is annotated as transmembrane channel like 3. The record is from RefSeq and is a predicted model, not a curated record. NCBI's taxonomy places the organism in Eukaryota, Metazoa, Chordata, Aves, Piciformes, Indicatoridae. Bases 1 to 3354 code for a protein of 1117 amino acids. The transcript is spliced from 22 exons. Gene Ontology annotation, cellular component: plasma membrane. Gene Ontology annotation, molecular function: mechanosensitive monoatomic ion channel activity.
AUGGCAGCAGCCACAGGCUCUGCUGCAGUCAAAACUGCCAAGUCCUGCAAGAAGCAGCGAGCAGCGAAGCGGCAGGCAGGCAUCUACACCUACCAGGAGCCACCCCACAGCAACUCAGAUGAGGAUACUGGUGAAGAAAAGGCUGAGAGCCAUGACCCAGAGCAGAUCUUCCAGAACAUCCAGUACCAGAAGGAGAUAAUGUCCAACAUCCGAUGCCGGCCGUGGCCCAUGAGGCAGAAGCUGAGGGCGCUCAGACAAGCGAAGGAGAUCGUGCUGAAGUACGAAGGGAGGCUCACCAGAACCAGGGGUUACCAGGCUGCUGGUGCAGAGCUUUGGAGGAAGUUUAUUCGACUUGCAUAUAACUUUGUGGUCAUCUUUAUUCCCUGGGAAAUGAGAAUAAAGAAAAUUGAGAGUCAUUUUGGGUCUGGAGUUGCCUCCUACUUCAUCUUCUUGAGAUGGCUGUUUGGAAUCAACAUUGUGCUCACCAUAAUGACAGGAGCCUUCGUAGUCUUACCCGAGCUGCUGGCUGGAGCCCCGUUUGGCAGCACCCUCAGCAAGACCAUCCCCAAGGAGCGUAUUGCGUCUGCUCAAGACCUGGACACCAUCUGGUCACUAGGGGGCUACCUCCAGUACUCCGUUCUGUUCUACGGCUACUACGGGCGAGACAGGAGGAUUGGCAAAGCUGGAUACCGGCUGCCUCUUGCCUACUUCCUUGUAGGAAUGGCAGUGUUUGCUUACAGCUUCAUCAUCCUCUUGAAGAAAAUGGCAAAGAACUCAAGAAUGAGCUUGGCAAGUGCCUCUGAUGAGAAUUACACCUUCUGCUGGAGACUCUUCUGUGCCUGGGACUAUUUAAUUGGAAACCCUGAGGCUGCAGAGAGCAAAGCUGCUGCCAUAGUUAACAGCAUUAGGGAAGCUAUACUGGAAGAGCAGGAGAAGAAGAAAAGCAAAAACUUGGCAGUGACAAUCAGUUUAAGAAUCAUUGCAAACAUCCUUGUGCUCCUCUCUCUUGCUGGAAGCAUUUACAUCAUCUACUUUGUGGUGGAUCGAUCCCAAAGGCUGGAGCGUGCCAAGAAGGAACUGACUCUCUGGGAAAAGAAUGAGGUAAGCGUGGUGGUGUCCCUGAUCACAAUGAUUGCACCUUCUGCUUUUGAGCUCGUGGCAGCUCUGGAGAUGUAUCACCCAAGGACUACUCUUCGCUUCCAGCUCGCCAGGGUUCUUGUUCUGUAUUUGGGAAACCUCUACAGCUUAAUCAUUGCUCUGCUGGACAAGGUGGACAGCAUGAGUGUCACUGACUCUGAUGUUAACAACGACGCAGGCAAUUCCACCAACUUCUUUGCAACCAAAACUCUUUCUAAAGAAGACAAUUUCUCUACAACUGUUCCUGGUGCACAAGUGGAGAGCAAUGGCAUUAUCACACUGGAAGAGAGUCUCACUCAAGGCUUGAUUCUCUCUGACUCACUGGUUAACAGCACAGCUUCCUUUAACUCUCAGAACCCACAGGAUCAGUGCUGGGAGACAUAUGUUGGUCAAGAGAUGCUAAAGCUUUCAAUCAUCGACAUGAUUUUCACAGUGGCAAGCAUCCUGCUGAUUGAUUUCUUCCGUGGGCUCUGUGUCCGGUAUUUGAGUGAUUGCUGGUGCUGGGAUCUAGAGAGCAAGUUUCCAGAAUACGGAGAAUUCAAAAUUGCAGAGAACGUGUUGCAUUUGGUCUACAACCAAGGGAUGAUCUGGAUGGGAGCUUUCUUUUCACCUUGCCUACCAGCAUUUAAUGUUCUCAAGUUGAUUGGCCUGAUGUACCUGAGGAGCUGGGCUGUGUUAACCUGCAAUGUGCCACACCAGCAGGUGUUCAGAGCCUCGAGGUCCAACAACUUCUACCUGGCCAUGCUGCUGUUCAUGCUGUUCCUCUGCAUGCUCCCAACCAUCUUCGCUAUUGCCCGCUACAAGCCGUCUUUAAGCUGUGGUCCCUUCAGUGGACAAGAAAAAAUCUAUGAUAUUGUUUCUGAAACGAUUCAAAAUGAUUUUCCCACAUGGUUCAACACAGUGAUUACCUACAUCAGCAGCCCUGUGGUUGUCCUCCCUGCACUGCUGCUUUUGUUCAUGCUAAUCUAUUAUCUACAAAGUAUUGCAAGAUCACUAAAAUUCACCAACAAUCAACUGAGGAUGAAGAUCCAGACAGAACGAACUGAAGAUAAGAAAAAGGUGGUGCAGAUGGCAGUAGCCAGAAUCCAAAAUCUGGAUGGGAAUGACAAGAGACCAGAGCAAGAAAAUGAUCUCCUCAGCCAGGAGUCCUCUGCUUGGUCCUCAACACCCCGAAAGAAUGGUAGUGUCUUGAACUUUGAAUCUCCUGUGAGCAAAGGCAUCAGAAUCCAAACCAUUUCCCAGUCUGUGCCGCAGGCUGUGCCCUCAGCUGAUACUUCAAGACCUGCUACUGCAGCUCCCACAACUCCAGCCUCCAUGACACCAGCUGCCUCAGUAGCCAGUGUGCAGAAAGCAAGAAACAAUCACAUCACUAACAGGUACUCAAGCGCUGUGCAUGGCAGUGCCAGUGAGCUCUGCAAAGCAAAGCCCUACACAGCAGUGCCUUCCAAGAUGCACACUGAGGAUGUUCACUCUGAGCCUCUCUUCAGGAGAGGCCUUCGGAAGGUGAACGUGGAGGACUUUGGGGCAGGGGCUCCUGUUGUGGUGGGACACAGCCCCUGUGCUGCCAGGUAUUUCCUGGUGAACGAAAAGGAGCCCCGCAGAAAGCCGCUGCGCGCUGCCUCACGGCUCCAGAGGCACCUGAGGAAGGACGACUCGGGAGACAUCAUCGAGCUGUACCCACGCAGUGUCAGGAGGUACGUGGUCCGAACGCCAUGCCAGGUGUAUUCCCCUCACCCCAGUGAGGAUGAGGACGAUGAAGAGGAACUUGGGAGAGAAUUCAUGAGCAGAUCUCACCGCCCUCGCUCGCUGUCUGACCUUCGCCCAGCACCACGAUUUUACAUUGGGGAACAUGGUGAUGGCCACGUUCUUAUGAGCAAGGACCUAGCCAGAGUGCAUUACAAGUCCUGGAAUGAUGGCUUUGAGCUAGAUCUGGACAGGCCUCCAUAUGCCUACAAGAAAGUGCACCUGAACUACCCCGAGCCACGUGUGAAACCAAAAUCAAAGCAGAAGCUGGAGCAGUCGCUAACAGAAUCUGAUUCCAUUUCCAUGGAAUCCAGUAGUGAUCCACAGAACAGCAGCAAUGACCAGUACAUCCAAGUCAUUCACAGCAAGGAAAAGUAUCCCAAAUCUGGGACAAAAUUCACCAAAAAGAAACCAAAAACCAAUGUCAACCUCAGUACGUCUGAGCCUAAUGAGCUAGUGUGCUCAAAUGUCUGA